CUAAGCAACUUGUGUUUCUAGAGUGAUGAGAUGGAGGAGCUUGGGAGGAUACAGAUACAGGAGUUGGAGGAGAGGAUAGCUAUGAUGGAACGGUGUGAUCCCAGUAAAAACCUGGCAAAGCAGCAGGACAUGAUGGUGAAAGAAUUGAAGAACAAGCACCAACAGGAUGUUGUCAUGCUGCAGAAGCAGAUUGAAAAUCUCAACAAAAAACUGCUUCAAAAGGAGGAAGACUGCAGUGGGCUGGAAAAGAGGAUGGCCGAGUUGCAGAGGGAACAUGAGAUGCUGCUGGUUGAUAAGGGAAACACUAUCAACCAACUGUCUCGGCAACUGGACGAAAGCCAGGCCCAGUGUCGCCAACUGAUGGCUGCCAAUGUUAGUGUAGAAAAUGUUCGGCUGCAGAACCAGCUGGACGAGGUUGCACGGGAAAAAGAUCGACUCAAUGAGACUGUAAGGACUCUACAGAUUGAGUGCAACAUGAUGCGUUCAGAACUCGCCCAGUACGAGACCGUGUCAAGACUGAACCUGCCUCAGAGCAACAGUUCCAGUGAGGAGUCGGACUCUAUUGUGCAACUGGGCAUGAGCACCCGCACGUCGCAGUCGCAGCAGCUCGGCCGCACCAACCUCAACCAGACUGACACUAUCUGCAAGCUGAAGGCUGAACUCAAUAGAUCAUUUCUUAACCAGAAAGCGAAACGAGCAGAAAUUCAGAGGUUAACCCAGAUUGUCAAUGAAAAGGAAGACCAAGUACAGGAGUUGGUCAAACAGGAACGUGUCUACGUAGCUCAAUUUGAGACACUUAAUGACCAACUCAAUAAGAUGAAGGCUGAGUUUAAAUGCCUCAAGAGUGAACAGCAAAAGAUAGACUCUUGUGACAGAUCAGAAGAAAUUUCCAACUUGAACACUGUCAUAGCUGAACUUCGCAAGGAGAAAGUGGUUAUGGAGAGAGAGAAACUUGCAGUGCAGCAGGAGUUAGAAGACUUGAAGAAAGAUUUUGAGGCAGACAAGAAGAGAGAAAUUUCGGACUACAACAAAGAGUAUUUGAAGUUUCAUGAUCAGACAGUGGCUACAGUCAAGAACGAAAUUGAAGAAAAAGCUGAAUUACGUGUCAAGGAAUACAGUAUUCGGCUGGAACAGAGCUUGAAAGAAUUGAGUGAGGUGAAGGAGAUGUACUUGAGUGUAUGCACGGCCAAGGAGCAGCUCGCUCUUUCCCUGCAGGAAAGAACUGCGGAGCUCGGACAAGUGACUGAGAAAAAGGAACAGCUGACUAAAGAGUUAGAGGAGUUAACUGUGAUGCGGGACCAAUUAGCUCGCAGACUCAACGAGAGGGAGACUUCCAAGAUCAGGAACCAGACUGGGAACAAGAAUGAAAAUGAAGAACAGAUUGCAGAAAUCCUUCAACUUAAAACAGAACUGGACAAAGCUGAGCUGCAGAUAAAUUCAUCAAGAAGGAAUGAAAACCAACUGUCAGCAGAGUGUAAGCGGUUGCGUGAAGAACUCUCAGUCAUGUCAGCACGGCUUACAGUUGAGAUUAACUCAGCACGUAAGCUGGAACAGGUGACUGCAGACAAGGAUCGGCUCGCUGCAGAGCUACAAGAGAUGCGAGAUCAUCUAGCUCACAAGCUCACUGAGCAGAAGACAGCAGAAACUGCUGCCAGCCAUGUUGUGGCUAAGGAAGAAAAUGACAAACUGAAUGCAGAAAUUCUCAGGCUCAGAACAGAAUUGCAGAAAGCCGAACUGCUUAUCAAUACAUCACAAAGGAGAGAAAGCCAACUGUCAGCAGAGUGUGAGAGGCUACGGGAGGAUUUGUCAGCCAUGUCGGCCCGGCACACGCUCGAGAUCAGCUCUGCUCGUGAGGAGCUCAGAGACUCACGAGAACGGCUGAUUCAGCUGGAGAAGAAUGCUCGAACUCAGUUCGAGACAGAGAUGAAAAGUUUGCGCCAAGACAGGGACAUGCUGAAGACCAAGUGUGAUGAAAAGGAGGCUCAGAUAAUGAAGCUAAUAGAGAGUCGUAAGCGGGCCCCGGCCACGGUGACCGUUGCCACGGAAACAGAGGAUGAGGAGGAGGAGAAACAGCAGAGAGAACUGAUUCGUUGUCAGGAGGAGUACAACAGAGUCCUGGUGGACAUGGAGCAAGGACAUCGACAGGCCCUCAGGAAACUCAGGGAGGAAUACAAUAAUGAGAGGAUGGCACUGGUACAGGAGCACAAGCAGCAGCUCCAGGCAGUGGAGGAGCACACCAAGCAACUGACGGUCAAGUUCUUUGCAGAGGAAGUGAAAAAAUUGGAGGCAAAGUAUGUGGACGAGGUUUCUAAUGUUGUUGAGAACCUGCAAAAAUCGCUACUGGAGAAAAAUUGUCUGGUGGAGAAUCUUCAGAAGAGAUUGGUCAGCCUGGAAGAUGAGUGGAGGGAGAAGUUGGUAGCACUGAACAGAGAGAUGGAGGCUGAGAAGGAAAUAGCUGCGCAGAUGAUGGUGCAAUGGGCUGAAGAA
Molecule: messenger RNA, 2487 nt
Organism: Homalodisca vitripennis (glassy-winged sharpshooter)
Lineage: Eukaryota; Metazoa; Arthropoda; Insecta; Hemiptera; Cicadellidae
Product: centrosomal protein of 152 kDa-like
Exons: 13
Biological process (GO): centriole replication
Cellular component (GO): centrosome
Source: RefSeq, a predicted model, not a curated record